Uncinocarpus reesii 1704 is the source of this 4068-nucleotide messenger RNA. RefSeq lists its product as uncharacterized. Gene Ontology annotation, biological process: protein polyubiquitination; DNA damage response. Gene Ontology annotation, cellular component: nucleus. The record is from RefSeq and is a predicted model, not a curated record. Bases 1 to 4068 code for a protein of 1355 amino acids. NCBI's taxonomy places the organism in Eukaryota, Fungi, Ascomycota, Eurotiomycetes, Onygenales, Onygenaceae. The transcript has 7 exons. Gene Ontology annotation, molecular function: metal ion binding; ATP binding; ATP-dependent chromatin remodeler activity.
AUGCCGUCCUUCAGCUACGCGUUGCAGAUACCGACUCCCAUUCCGAAGGACUUGGUCUCCCUAUUUUCGCAAAGUGAUGGCAAUGACAUCGUCGAACCUCCUUCGAAGAAACGCAAAACUCAAGACAAGGGGUCCGUUUUUGAUACAGAGAACGCAUCGCAUUAUCUGCCUCAAUACUUAACGGCGACCCGCCUCAGUUUAAAACUUACAUUUGAUGGGCCACCCCCUGAACAUAAUAGCAUCGGAUACGACGCGUCUCUGAAGAUCCCAACCUUUCUAUACAUUCAACGCCGUUACAAUCCUAACAGCCCUCCGUCUGUUUUCGAAAUCCAAAGUUAUGAUUGCCGGUUGGUUAUCGAGACCCCGGACCUUGGAGAAUAUAACCCUUUUAUACAUUAUAUUGGCAGCCUCCGCUCAAUCUAUUCCACAUUCAAAAAAGUGCCCUCUGCUUGCUACCGGUCUUUUAUUUGUAAAGAUCCUGAGGAUGGGCUAUCUUUCCUGCUUGACGUACAAUUUCUCUGGCAUGACUCCCUGAGACUUUCUGAAAAAAUUACUCCCGCCGUUAGGGGAGCAGCCGCACGGUAUUUCCCUGGUGGGCAACCUUUCGUCGACACGGGCAGAUUUGGUAGUUUGCCAGACUGGACCCCGAACGAAUUUUACCACAAUGUUCAUGUUCCAACGACCCAGGUGAACCUGUCUGCUAUCAAGGGGUUUGAAUCAAUAAAGUCCCAGCUAUUUCCAUUUCAAGAACGAACAGUAGGAUGGCUACUGAGAAGAGAGGGCAUUGAGGUGCUUCCGGACGGUACAUUGCGUUCUCUCGUUGAUAAAUACUUGCCAUUCUCGUUCAUACAGACCACGGAUGCGGACGGCCGCCCAUGUUUCAUAAGUCGUCUCCUUUGUAUUGCUGUCUCUGAUCUUUCAGCAUGGCCAUAUGCGAGCCAGAUAAACGGCGGAGUUCUUGCAGAAGAGAUGGGUCUGGGUAAAACCGUUGAGCUGUUAAGCCUUAUCUGCUUGCAUAAGCGGCCUCAAUCGGAUAUCUCCGCGCCUUAUCCUGGUGCAAAGCUCUACAAGUCUGGUGCGACUUUGAUCAUUACGCCGGCGGCGAUUUUAGAGCAAUGGAAGCAAGAAAUUUCGAAGCAUGCCCCUAGCCUCCGAUUUGCGCAUUACAAAGGAAUUCAAAAUAGUGAUUUACCGGACGAAGCGAUGCUGCAACAUCUGGCAUCCCAGGACAUCGUUCUUACAACUUACAAUGUGCUUCAAAGGGAAGUACAUUACGCCGAAGAUCCGCCGGAUCGAUCUCUACGUCAUCGAAGCAAAGCACCAAGACGGAAAUCUCCAUUGGUUCAAAUAUCUUGGUGGCGGGUCUGUAUCGACGAGGCUCAGAUGGUCGAAUCUGGCGUGACUAACGCCGCAAGGGUGGCUCGGAUUAUCCCACGAUGCAAUGCUUGGGCAGUGACUGUUGAAGAACAGCGAUACGAACAGCUUUUUCAGCAAAUGUGCGACGAAUGUGGCCUAGACUCUAACGGUUGCCCUGUGGGAGACCCCGACACACCAUGGCCAGUUGAGAAGAUGAGGUCUUGGUUAACAAGACUGCGCCAGGCAUGCCUUCACCCCGAAAUAACGGUAAGCAAUACCAGACGCGUUUUCGGAAGCGGUCCUCUUCGUUCUGUUGCCGAAGUCCUUGAGGUCAUGAUUGAUCAAAAUGAGGUGCAAAUACGUUCGGAGGAACGUACACUCUUGCUCUCUCAGCUUCGAAGAGGACAACUCUUGGAAAAUGCAGAAGCUCCAAAGGAAGCAUUAAAGCUUUGGGAACAAACUUUGUCAGCAGUCCAAGAAAUCGUCGCUGAUUGUAGACUUCAACUCGCGGAAAUAUUGGAGGGCAUGGAAAAUGAAGAGUCUGGCAACCUGAGCAUAUCUGACACUGAAGAUGAAGAGGCUGAAGGAGAAGAAAAGAACCGCAUUGGAACAUGUCGACAACGACUUCACGGAGCGCUAGAGCUUGAACAUAUGUGCAAAUUCUUUAUUGCUAGCGCAUUCUAUCAAAUAAAAACCGAUGAACGGUUUACAAAAGCUGGUUCUGAAGCUUUCAAGGACCUGGAAAGGCUAGAAGAAGAGAAUUAUGAGGCUGCAAAACUCAUUCGAAGGGAAAUGUUGACUGAGACAAGUCACAAGGUCAACAAGCACAUCAACGUGGUCAGAGCCAAAGCAAAACAGCAGGGGCUGGUCCAAAUUCCACGCAUGGCAGCUAAACUCGACCCUGGGGGCAUUGAAAGCCAGCGUAUUCUAGAUCACCUUGAUGAUUUCUGUGAAGCCAUAAACCGGCAUACAGCCAAAUUCAAUAAAUGGCGAGAUCACAUGGUCAAACUCAUCCUAAGACCUCUUGUCGAUGAAGAAGAUGCUACGAAUUUGCAAGGAAACGAAUAUGAAUCUUCUACAAAAGUCCAAGAUGAAAUGUAUGUGUACAUGGAAGCCUUACGUGCCAUGGUGGCAGAUCAUCAUGAUGCCAUUACUGGCCAGACCAAUGCUUUGGUUAAACAUGAGAUGACGCAGGCUUUGGCUUGUGAGAAACUAAAAGUUCCAAAAGAACUCGGCUCGUUGCGCGGUAUCCUCAACGACCUUCGGACUUUGGUUGUUUCUCUAGAAUGGCAGGAGAGUGGCGGCAGUGCUCGGGCUCGUGCUGAACUUGCUAUUGUUGAAGACCUUCACAAGGCAGUGAGCACGAUGUUCUCCACACAUUCAAAGGUAGUUCAGAGGCUAGAAAAGGAGAUCAUUAUGUUUCAAAAGGUGACGAAUCGAAGAUUGGAAUACUACCGGCACCUCCAGCAGAUUUCCGACACGGUAGCACCUUACGAUGAAACAACCAAGGGUGAACCGUUGGAUAGGGAACAGUUCCAAGCAAGAAUACAAGCUGAGGAACGAAUAAAGGUCAAGGCUUCAGGUUUGAAGGCUAAGCGCCGUUAUCUCAUUCACCUUCGGGACGAUGUCACGGGGAGUGAGACGUCAAGGAUUUGCAUCAUCUGCCAGUCUAAUUUUGAAAUAGGUGUUUUGACAGUAUGUGGGCAUAAAUACUGCAAAGAAUGUUUGCGGCAUUGGUGGCGUCAGCACCGAUCAUGUCCUACGUGCAAAACCAGGCUUCGAUCCAAUGAAUUGCAUCAAAUCACCUAUAAACCUUCUGAGCUAGUGGCCCAAGAAGAAAAGACGUCGGGACACUUGGAAUCAGAUCACGCAAUGAAAAACGCGAUAUAUUCUGAUAUCGAGAGUAGGGACCUAAAAGAAAUUAAAGACAUUGAUAUUGAUGGAUCUUUUGGAACUAAGAUAGACACGCUUGCCAGACAUCUUAUCUGGCUACGGCAUCAUGAUCCAGGCGCAAAGUCCAUUGUUUUCUCUCAGUAUAAAUCAUUUCUGGGAAUCUUGGCGAACGCAUUUAAACGAUUCAAAAUUGAGUUUAGUAGCAUUGACAGUCCCGAUGGAAUUGAACGGUUUAAAAAGGAACCCUCGGUUGAAUGCUUUCUUUUGCAUGCCAAAGCCCACUCCUCUGGGCUGAACCUGGUCAAUGCAACACACGUUUUUCUGUGCGAACCCUUAAUCAACACGGCCAUCGAGCUUCAAGCAAUCGCUCGAGUGCACCGGAUCGGUCAGCAUCGCGAGACCACUGUUUGGAUGUACCUCGUCUCCGAUUCGGUGGAGGAAUCUAUCUAUCAGAUCUCGGUUUCUCGGAGGUUGGAGCACAUCGCCCGUAAGCGAAAACAAGUCUCCCAAAACGGCAAAAUCCCUCGAUCAGGUAUAAAUGGGAACGGUGCCAUGGGCAUCUCGGAUCUCACGGAAAUUGAUAUCGACUCUGCUAAUUCCCUUGAGAUGCAAGACGCCGCCCUUGGGAAGAUGCUGGUUGGUCGGGCGACGGAGGGAGAAAAUGUCGAUGAUGACGACGUAUGGCGAUGCCUGUUCGGGGGCCCCAAAAAGGCCGGCUUCUUGGCUGAAGAAGGGACCAUUGACAAUAUCCAUAUGGGUGUUGACCGGAUGCUAAGGGCCGACGCCGCAGAGAGAAGAAGGGACAUAGAUAGCGAGUGA